Messenger RNA from Cantharellus anzutake, 1100 nucleotides. RefSeq lists its product as uncharacterized. The transcript is spliced from 2 exons. Gene Ontology annotation, biological process: lactate catabolic process. Gene Ontology annotation, molecular function: D-lactate dehydrogenase (cytochrome) activity; D-lactate dehydrogenase (NAD+) activity; FAD binding. The coding region runs from base 223 to 933 and encodes 236 amino acids. Lineage: Eukaryota; Fungi; Basidiomycota; Agaricomycetes; Cantharellales; Hydnaceae. Gene Ontology annotation, cellular component: mitochondrion. The record is from RefSeq and is a predicted model, not a curated record.
CUCCAAUUGUACAGGGUUGUUCUGACAGACAUUGUUGCUACGAUGCCUUCUGGGCAAGUUCGAAGGUUCAAGUGUUUCUUAGACUGCUUCUGAAACCGCAAGCUUGAGGUGGGCAGGGGUCGGAAGCACUAAAUAGGAAUACAUACAUGACUGUGCGAUCGAUGAGAGACUUCGAGUUGCCGUGAUCGAUUCCACCGGUCCGGUAAGUUACCAAAUUUGGUAAUGACUUGCCUGAGGUAUUCGAGCUCAGGACUAUUCUUGAGACCAGCGUUCGACGCCCGAGUGGUUCGAGGCGUUAUGCUCGCUUCGUAUCGGCAAGGCCCUUUACACACUAUGCUCGCCAUAAGAUGCCACUUGUGGCAGCGGUCAAUGAGGUUGGCUGUCACUCGUGAACCCCCGGCGUUCCAGAGGCCGCCAUCUGGGAAUUCCUUCUCAACGGCUUUAUUUGGGCCGGAUGUGUCGCGUAUAUAUUCUUAUAAAGUCUUUAGUGCGAUCGCUGUGACCGCCAUUGUCAGUGGGGGAGUGGGCUUCUCGCUUUCUAAAUCCUAUAAUAAUCCCUCCAGAAUUGAGUCUCUCUGGGGAGAAAAGUUACGAUUCGGAGGCCCAGAAGACUUCCUGGCAGCUUUGAAGUCAUUGCAGGCGGACUUUCCUGCUUCCCAAUUGUCUCUUGAUCCCAGUGUCUUACAUUUUCAUGGCUUUUCGAGUCACAAUCAUCACCCAGGGACACCACACGGAAUCGUCGUAUACCCGAAGAGCACUGAGGAUGUGGUCCGCAUAGUCAAUGUAUCGCGGGAUCAUCGAAUCCCUAUCGUUCCGUAUGCUGGGGGGACGAGCCUAGAAGGGCACACGGCUGGAGUAAGCGCUCCUUCAUCAAAUGAUGUGAUGUCCCAGAAACGAUCCCUUCCAAGUCUACCGAUUCUUCUGGAAAUUUGAUUGCUUCCGGGGGCAUAUGCGUGGACAUGUCUGAUAUGGAUCAAGUUCUUGAAGUUCAUGAGGAAGACGCAGACAUGGUGUGCCAGGCAGGGGCCACCUGGGAUGGUAUCAAUCAAUUCUUGUCUGAUGCAGGCAUUCCACUCUUCUUUCCUGUAAGAUCUGGUCAA